AUGAAGUUUUAUCUAACAUUUUUCCUCAGUUUUGUGGCUCUUUCAUUUGGAGCAGACAUCGAAGAAGAAGAAAAUGUCUUAGUCUUGACCGAAGCUGUUUUUGAUCAAGCCAUAAGCGACAAUGAGCAUAUUCUUGUUGAAUUUUGUAAGUUAGCGUACAUGUUGUGAGCGAGAGUUUGUUAUAUGGUCACUUUACAAACACGAUAAGAUCACAAGUUUAUCUCAUGCGUAUUUUUUUCUUUUUAGAUGCACCGUGGUGUGGACAUUGCAAAGCUCUUGCCCCUGAAUAUGCCAAAGCAGCGACGAAACUCAAGGAAGAAGGGUCGGCCAUCAAGCUUGCUAAAGUUGACGCCACUAAAGAAACUAAACUCGGUGAAAAGUACCAAGUCCAGGGAUAUCCUACCCUCAAGUUCUUUAGAUCGGGAAAACCGGUGGAGUAUUCUGGUUAGUUUGAAGUGAAGCCAAUGUUUUCAAGUCGUAAUUCGCGAACGAAACGCGCAGACUUGUACUACUACACGUGCAUCCAUGUUAUUAACAGACUUCUGAAAUAUUUAUUGCUAAUUUCCAUGUUUUUCUUGAAAAUGUAAGUAUUUUGAUUUAGGUCGUUGGCAGCGAUAAUCAAUUUUCAUUGUAAUUAGUCAUUUUCAUAACAUUUAUCACUUGCUCUUUUUUUUUUCAUUGGGUUUCCGGCCUCUACGAAAAUGUUCGUAAAUCUUUUGUUGUCUCCGAAAAUACUGGAAAUACAAAAGGUUCUUGUCUUAGCUGAACAAACACGGUGUUCAUUGCAAAAAUUUUUAUGUGAAAACGAUCUUACUUGUUAGAUUCUUUGUUCAACUUACGAGGCCUGUAAUAUCAAAUUAGCGUGAAGUACAGAAACAAUGAAAAUUGUGUUUAUUAGAGGUUGAAAAUUCGGCCUAAUUUUUUAGCUUUUCGUCUAGAACUGUACAGUAAUUAUCUACUUUUUCAACUUAACACAUUUCAGUAGCGAGAGCAGUUUAAGUCUUACUCGUCUUCUAGAACAGGAAAAAUUGUAAAGUAGCAGCUGACAUCAAACAUAAGUUUCACUUUAGAUGAGUAAUAUGAGAUGAUAGUUUACAUGAUGGACCAUCCUCGCUAAGUGAUGAUUCAUCAUUGCCAAAUUUUUACACUAACCCAUCUAUCCUUUGUUCCUUUUUUUUGAAAAAGAUUAAUGUAAAUUAGAUUCAUCCUUUGAUCUUUUUUUUUUUGGACCAAUGAGAAUUAACCAACUCAACACUUCUAUCAGUUGAAAAGUCUCUUCAAAAUGUGUUCCUGGCUAGAAAGAAAAACUUGCCCACAUAAACUUGAUUUGGUUAUGUUUUGAACUUUUGUCUGUAAUAUUAAGAUCCAAAGUAUUGUUUAGGAGAACAUUUUGUAGACAUAAUCCCAAUAUUUGGAUUUCCUUUCAACAGGUGGCCGCACAGAAUCUGAAAUAAUCACUUGGUUGAAAAAGAAAACAGGACCCCCAGCAGUAGAACUAACAACAGCAGAUGAAGUCAAGGAAUUUAAAGAAAAGAGUGAUGUUGUUGUUGUUGGUUUUUACGCUGACAAGGAAUCUGAUGCUGCUAAGGCUUUCGUUGCGGCUGCCCAGGGUAUGGAUGACAUUCAGUUCGGAAUCGUACAUGACGCAGAUAUUGCUAAAGAACACAAUGUUGCAGAAAAUGUGGUUCUCUUUAAGAAGGUAAUGCUUAGCAAUGUGUUUUGAUCUAAAAAAAAUAUACAUAUACUUAGACUCCUCCGCUGCCCACCUCCAGCUGUAAUAGUUUAAAUCAAGGGCUUGUUCAGCUGGAUUUUUGAGUCUUCAUGUGAAAUAUUGAGAGACCUUAAUGAAGUGGUUUUGUUAUGAUGUUCUGUGGUGAUGAUAAUGUAGGAUAAAUGGCCUUCCCAUCUGGGAAGAAAAGCUACACAUUUGAUUGUGCAAUACUAAAGAAACCAGGAUAUUCUUGUUUACCACUGGACAACGUAUAUGCAUAGGUAUUACUUAGUGUUGGAAUUGAAAUUUUGAAGGGUGCUUCUCAAGCUAAACAUUCAGAGAAUUUUAAAUACUUUGGAAUUCCUUCAAAGGUUUAGUCAUGCAGGAAUUUGAUGGGGCUUUGUUGAGGUCCAAAUGCACAAUGAGUCCAAGUUUAAUUUCAGUCUAAUCUGAGAACCAGUCCAUGAUAAUUUCUGUUAAAUUGUUAUUCAGUUGCUUUGUGGGAAUCUUCUCUGAGUCAGUGUUUUUUGUUCUUGUGUUAGUUUGAUGAAGGACGUGCUGACUAUGAUGGAGAACACAAAUCUGAAGAUAUCAUCAAGUUUGUCAAAGGAAACCAACUGCCUCUUGUGACAGAAUUCAAUGAUGAGGUAAGAUCUUAAAUCAUGAUGUGUUUGUGUCUAUAAACUCCCCUUAAUAAGCCUUCUGUUGCCAUCACUUCUGGGUUUUAAUACAAUAGAGCAGUAAAAUAUUAAAAAAGUUAGAUCUGGACUCCAUAGGGCCUUUUUUUGAUGAAGAAAUGUUCAUUUCAGACUUAGGGUACCCCAUAAGAUAUGUGAAGUAACUAUACAUUGAAAUAUUAAAUUGUGGCUGUAUUGUCAAAAUUGUCCAUAAAACUGGGGAGAUCUUAUACAAACAAAAGAAGUCAUUUGAGUUAAACCUUGUGGCUAGUCAUUCCCAACUAUUACGAGGCACCCUUAGUGUUAUGGCUAUGAAAGUAAAACUAAUCACCAUUUUAUCUUCUUCUAGAAUGCACCAAAGAUCUUUGGAGGAGAUAUUAAGAAGCAUGUUCUGCUCUUUGCAAGCAAAGAGGCUGAAGAUUUCCAGGCCAUCCAGGAAGCAUUUUCAGCCGCAGCCAAGGAAUUCAAAGGACAAGUUCUCUUUGUGCUUGUUGACACUAAUAUUGAAGACAACAGCCGUAUCUCAGAAUUCUUUGGAAUUGAUACUAAGGAAAUCCCAACUGUCCGGCUGAUCAACUUGGCAGAGGAUGAUAUGACAAAAUACAAGGCCGAAACCACUGAAGUUACUACUGAGAAUGUCAAGGCUUUUGUCUCCUCAGUUCUUGAUGGAUCACUCAAGGUAAUGAUUUCUUUCUAAGCUGUAAGUGAUGUUAAUGUUCAUAAAUCUACUGGCUUGAUUAAUUAUCCUUCAAUCUUUCAAGAUCUGAAAGUUAUGGUUCACUGGAUCUGAGAAUCUGGAGAGAUAUAAACAAUUACAUCAUGGGUUUGAGAUUACUGUCUUGUGAUAGUUGCUGAGGGCAAAGCCCAAAUUGAAUGUUAUGCAUAGAAAUCGAAUCCUAAUAAUCUAAUUGUGUUAGUUCAAAUCUAUUAGUUGUUGAAAACUUAUCAAAAAGGCAGGCUCAUGUUUCCUUUCUUGUUUUCUUAAUUUACAACUGCUCAUUAUUGAGCUAUGCAAGCUACUUAUACUCAUGGAAUUGAUAACAAGUGACUAUUGUAGAUUGUUGUGAUAGAAUGAUUUUAGUUUCUUAAUUCCCCUUGCCUUUUGUUUGAAAGUGUAAUGAAAUUGUGAGGUAAAUUUAAGCUAUCUUUCGUAGGGUGAAGCAUUGAACACUUUUGUAAGGAAGAAGUAAGGGGGAAGUGCUCUUAGAAAGAACAAUUUUUCACCCUCCCACUUUUGGUUGUUGGGAUUUGAUGUUGAUGGUAAUGUAACAACUACCACCUCUGUCUUUGUCUGGUGACAGAGUUUUCUUAUUCUGUUUGCAUUUAAUUUUCAGCCUCAUUUACUCAGUCAAGAAAUCCCAGAGGAUUGGGAUGCCAAACCUGUCAAGGUCCUGGUUGGAAAGAACUUCGAUGAAGUAGUCAAGGACAAAACCAAGGCUGUUCUAGUAGAAUUCUGUAAGUGAUGUUCUUUUUAUGUUAUUCCUAGGAUUUUGUUAAAAGUGCCCUUGUGUUCGGUUUGCAUGUAAGACUACGGUCUCUGUUGGAGGUCAUGCCAGCUUGAUAAGGUGCCCAAGCAGUGAAAAGACUGGAUUUAUGAUCUUAAUGCACCAAGUUGGGUUCUUAAACCUUUCGUGUUAGAUCUAUUGUUAGUUACCUACUCUGGCUGUAACACAUUUCCAUAUAAACAAGUUGCGAGGAUUUGAUGUUUGAUCAAGAUAAUAAAUUAUACCUGAUUAUUUUUAGCUAUAUUCAUUAUUUGUUUGCUGAAUCAGGGCGUGAAAUUAAUUUUUUUUUUCUGAUAGCCACCUGGCUCCUAAAUUCUUCAAAGUGGUAGCCAAUUCAAAAAAGUUGGUCGCCAUUUUCAAAGACAAACAAAAUCUUUCUUUACGCUGUCAACAUUCUAGAUAGACCCUCCAAAAUUAAGUUAGGGAAGAGAUCUUUAGCGUGCUACAAAGUGGACACUAGGAUGGAUGAUAUACAACGUUCAGGCUCAUCUAAAUCCAAGAUAGUGUCUAGUUAUUGCUCGAGAUGCAUAAGCUACGUUUUGGAAACAAACUUAACGAGGAAGUUUGUGGCAGAUUUAUCUUUGCAAAUCUUUUUAAUUCACUAUAUCUCUUGGUAAGGUUAUGAUAAAACGUUCUGGUCGCCAAUUUGGCGACUAACUUUCAGGAUUUGGUUUGGAAGUGAAAAAUUUAGGUGCAUUGGCGCCUGUAUUAGGUGCAAUUUCACGCCCUGUGAAUGAUAAAAUGGAUAUCAUAGGGAGAAGUAAUAUGUUAAUAAUUUCUGGGAAUUAAUGGGUUAUACUAAUCUUGUAAAUGGGCAACUUAUCUGCCUUGUGUUAGUCAAACCAGGCUCUAAGCCUUGUUUUGUGUCAUUGAUUUUUUUAGCUCCACCUGCUAUUGUGUUACAUUAAUCCUGCUAAGAGUCAGUAAAGGCUAAUGUAUAGAUUUAGCCAAGCCUAAAAGCAGAGCUCACAUUUUUUUUCCCGACAUCUCAAGGGCACAAUGCCUUGCCCUGGCCAGGACCAGAACCCGGGUUGUCCGACUUGGAGACCACUAGACUACUGAACAAAGCUGUGGCGUUGGUGUACCCAUGGUACAGUUGACCACGCAUGUUAAAAGUAGCACCUUGUAUGGUUGUACAGUUGUACAUCCAAAUUUUUUCAGCUUGAUGGGUUACUACUAUUUUGUAUAAUUAUGGGGCUACGCUCUGCAAGCUCCGCUAUUAACAUUAUUUGUUUUUUCUGUGCCAUAACAGAUGCCCCAUGGUGUGGUCAUUGUAAGAAAUUAGCUCCAAUCUGGGAUGAACUUGGAGAGAAGUUUAAAGACCGUGAUGAUAUUGUCGUUGCCAAGAUGGACUCCACAGCCAAUGAAGUAGAGAGUGUUAAGAUUCAAAGCUUUCCUACUCUUAAAUACUUCCCUAAAGAUAGUGAUGAGGUAGGAAACAUUCUGAAAACAAAUUUGUAUUUACUUGCUAUAAUUAUCAAUAUAGUUUUGCUUUGUAAUAAAUUGUCUCUGAGAAGUUUGUUAACCUAAGUGUAACAGCAAUGCCUUGUGGUCAUUCCAAACAAGCAGAGAUGCUUAUGACCAUCUGGAGAAUAGUGUUUAAGAUUGUGGACUGUCUAAUUUCCUUUUGAUUGUAAAGAUCAUCUUUACAAGUGCCAAAAGACUGCAUUUGAUCUUUUUCUAAUUUAUGUUUGGGAAAUCUUAGCUGAAAUUGAUCUGAGCCUUAUUUUGUGAGAUGCAGUCAUUCCCCUUAGAAUCUCCUAUGUCAUAAAAAUGCUUCUUUUUUUCUGUAUCAGAUUGUAGAUUACAAGGGUGGCAGAACUCUUGAUGAUUUUGUCAAGUUUCUUGAAUCUGAUGGUAAAGUAAACCAAGAACCCACAGAAGGUGAAGAACCAGCCCCAGAAGAAGAAGGGGAGGGUAUGGAGGGUGAAGAGCCUGAGGGUGAAGGUGACGAGUCUGAAGGUGCUGAGGAAGAAACUGAUGGAACAGAGGCAACCAAAGAUGAGCUCUAAAUUGUCUUAUCGGGUUUUUAAAUUUGAGCUGCAGAUGAUUUCUUAAUGUAAGAGAAUGUAAUGAACUUUUUCCAAAAAACAAAAUACAACUGUGGCCAACCAUUUUGAAAGUUCAACUCCAAACUAUUAGGAGCUGUUUUUUGAGUUCUAGACUAUCCUAGUCCGACAAAAGAAAUUAAUAUUGCUCAGUGAUUUGCAAGAAAAUGUUUUCCUAGUUGAAGACUUUCCUGCUGCAUCUUUUUGAUGAACUCAUUUGUUCAGGACUCCAUUUAAUUAAGCUUUCGUCGCACUAAGAUAAGUUAAGAGCAUAAAAUUUAGGAAUAAUCAUCUCUGAACCACAUCACUGUGAAAGACUUUUACUUACUUCUCUUUCCCAGCAUUAUAUUCUGUGACCUCUGGUUAGGUAAUAUGUUUUAAACUCUUGUGUAUUUUCGAAUAGUUAAUAGGUUUUCAAAUCUUUUUUUUGGAAGUUUCUUCAACUCACACUCAAAAUAAACCUCUCACCACCUGGCUUAUAAAUUGUUUUAUUUUAUUUAUGGCAAUUAUCGGUGUGAAGGUUUAAUUUAACAGAAAAAAAGUGAAAAAAAGCUUUCAAUUAAAAAUUCCUCAUUAAAUAAAAGAGUAUUGUUUGGUUUAGUAUUUUGCAUCAAGAGGGUUCCUUCUUCAUUUAUUCAAGGCUUUUUUUAACAGGAGUUUCCCAAACAAGAUUAAAGGUUCUACCCUGGCUGC
Molecule: messenger RNA, 6634 nt
Organism: Pocillopora meandrina
Lineage: Eukaryota; Metazoa; Cnidaria; Anthozoa; Scleractinia; Pocilloporidae
Source: the annotation of a GenBank genome assembly